Esox lucius (northern pike) is the source of this 1030-nucleotide messenger RNA. It is a transcript of the gene pigl, whose product is annotated as phosphatidylinositol glycan anchor biosynthesis, class L. The record is from RefSeq and is marked provisional. Gene Ontology annotation, cellular component: endoplasmic reticulum. NCBI's taxonomy places the organism in Eukaryota, Metazoa, Chordata, Actinopteri, Esociformes, Esocidae. Gene Ontology annotation, biological process: GPI anchor biosynthetic process. Gene Ontology annotation, molecular function: N-acetylglucosaminylphosphatidylinositol deacetylase activity.
AGAACGGUCAACAAUAAUGUAUGUUUUACUUGUAAUUUGCGUAGCGGUUGUGUCCUACUUACUUUGGAUAAAAUACAUUUACUACCUACAAAAUUUAGCAAAGUCACGUAAACAACUUUUGAAAUGUAUGUUAUGUAGAAACAAGCAAUUCAACUCGCCUCAAACAAGCGAUUUGUCUCGCAAAGUUCGAGCGCUAUUUUUAACUGCUCAUCCAGAUGAUGAAUGCAUGUUCUUUGCACCAGCAAUUUUAGGACUUCUGGAGCUAAAUGCCUCGGUUCAUUUAUUGUGUUUAUCUCAAGGUAAUUACUACAAUCAAGGUGUCCAGCGUCGAGAAGAGCUUCUAGAUAGCUGUGCAGUAUUGGGAAUACCAGACUCUCAAGUCACUAUACAUGACUCCAAAGAACUACCAGACAACCCUAACAUAGAAUGGAGCAUCUCAGUGGCAUCCUCUGUAAUCCUGAAGCACAUCAGAGCGCACUCCAUCAAUCUGGUGCUGACCUUCGAUGGAACCGGAGUGAGUGGCCAUAGCAAUCACACUGCCAUCUACAAGGCUGUCAGCUAUUUAGGUUCCACUGGGAAUGUUCCAGAUGACUGCAGCCUCCUCUCUCUCUCAACCAUCAGUGUCCUCAGGAAGUACCUUUCCUUUCUGGAGCUGCCAAUUAGUUGGCUUCUCCCCUCAGAUCUCUGCUUUAUUAUAGAGUCAAAGGGCCACUACCAAGCUAAGAGGGCCAUGCUUUGUCACCGUACUCAGCUGCUAUGGUUUCGCUACCUCUACAUUUGGUUUUCACGCUACAUGUUUGUUAACACGUUUAGAGUUAUUGAUCAAGGACCGAAGAACCUGAAGGUCUAUUAGUCAAUAAUGUGCUUCUAGGUAAAUCUUGUGAGAACACUGUUACUCGGGUUUGUUCUUUUUAUUAUACUUAAAUCCGAUUGCACUGAUAUUUUAUAUUUUCUCUUAUCCUACAUAUUCAUUUGAUUGAUGUUAUAGCAAUAAUUUAUUCAGACCUAACUAAUAAAUGGGUAGGUUGGU